Daphnia magna is the source of this 495-nucleotide messenger RNA. RefSeq names its product ATP-dependent DNA helicase pif1-like. The transcript has a single exon. Gene Ontology annotation, biological process: DNA repair; telomere maintenance. The record is from RefSeq and is a predicted model, not a curated record. Gene Ontology annotation, molecular function: DNA helicase activity. Bases 1 to 495 code for a protein of 164 amino acids. Lineage: Eukaryota; Metazoa; Arthropoda; Branchiopoda; Diplostraca; Daphniidae.
AUGGCUGCUGUCAACGAUGUCACUAACACCGCACAUCCAAGACAGUAUUUCCUAGACGGCCCUGGAGGAACGGGAAAAACUUUUGUCUACAUCACUCUCAUCAAUGUACUCCAGGGCCAAGGAAAACAAGUCAUCGAAGUGGCUUCGACGGGGAUCGCAUUGACUUUGUUGCUGGAUGGUGUGACUUACCAUUCGCAGUUCAAGAUCUACCCUCCAAUUACAGAGACGACACGAUCAAAAAUCGAAGAAGGCACCUAUAAUACGCAAAUGAUUAGGAACGCGAGUCUAAUCAUCUCAGGCGAAGCCACAAUGAAGACCAACCACGCUCUCGACGCAAUCAAUCAUCUGUUCCAAACGGUGAUGAAAAAUGGUGUCGGUCCCUACGGCGGUAAAGUCCUCUUGCUCGGUGGCGAUUUCAGACAGUGCCUGCCCGUUGUCCGACAUGGAAACAGAGUCCAAGUAGCUGAAGCCACCAUCAUCAAUAACGCGACUUAA